Magallana angulata is the source of this 993-nucleotide messenger RNA. RefSeq lists its product as uncharacterized. NCBI's taxonomy places the organism in Eukaryota, Metazoa, Mollusca, Bivalvia, Ostreida, Ostreidae. The record is from RefSeq and is a predicted model, not a curated record. The transcript has 2 exons. Bases 22 to 402 code for a protein of 126 amino acids.
UAUGAUCUUAUAAACUGCAAAAUGCUUUCACCAGCACCUUCAGUCGACCCUGUUCAUGAUUUCAUUUCAUCAGAAAAGUAUAUUGAAAGUCUAGAGAAAAAACUGAAGAAAGUAGCUGGUCAGUCUAACAAAGAGCCAACGUCCAAGGAUAUCAUUAAAUCCUUGGAGCAGUGCAAAGAAGCCAGCAUGAGGCGUCUUCUUGAUUCCUCCAAUGGCACGAGUCAACCUCAGGAUUACAGUGAGGCAGUGGUGAACAAGACACACCAGGGGCAGCAGCAGGAUGUGGAGGAGAUAGUGGCCAUUGUGUACCAAGACCAGCUAGCUGCACACAGCACUGAACACUCAGCACAGCACACUGUAACAGAGCACACAGAGCAAGAUCCCAGUCUACAACAGCGAUGAAAUACAUGUAACAAGAAUAUAUUGACUAAAAUAAAUUUAAGUGGGUGCAAUAAUAACUGAUGAAAUUUUAUGAGUAUGUGUGCUAAAGUUUCUGAUGUAAAUUUAAAUGACCGGCAUACAUCAAAUGCAGUAAUCUUAGUUUUGUACAUUUUAUCUCAAUUUACCAUCUGUACAUGUACCUACAUAGUUGGAAAGGAGGAAUGAGCAAACUGAGCAAAUACAUAUUGAAAAAAAAAAUGGCUGGACCAGGCAUGAAACCUAGGAGCCCAGCAGUUUUAGCCAAGUGCUCUUCCAUUCAGCUAUCCAGACCAAUAUCCAUUUAUUUAACCUCAAGUACAUGUACAUCAAACAAGUUCUAAGAAUUCUUUAAUUAUCAAGAGUGUUUAUAGUGAGAAUCAACAAUGUUCAUGUACAUACAUCAAUAUGAAAUUAUAAUUUGAUUUUACCUGUAUUAGUCUCCAAUGAUGGUUCCCUACUGGUCAUGGGUUUCAGAUGAUGAACAAAAUGGGUAUCUUAAGAAAUUUGAGUAGCAUUCUUUAGAGUACGUAUGUAUGUAUUCAUGAGUGGAAUAAAAAUGAUAGGAAGAUUUUA